This is a messenger RNA of Antechinus flavipes (yellow-footed antechinus), 4509 nucleotides long. It is a transcript of the gene DAB2, whose product is annotated as DAB adaptor protein 2. The record is from RefSeq and is a predicted model, not a curated record. Gene Ontology annotation, biological process: negative regulation of canonical Wnt signaling pathway; receptor-mediated endocytosis; positive regulation of endocytosis. Gene Ontology annotation, cellular component: plasma membrane. Lineage: Eukaryota; Metazoa; Chordata; Mammalia; Dasyuromorphia; Dasyuridae.
GGCUAGCUCCGCUCGGGAGCCUAGUGUACAACCGAGUAUUUAACCGGCCCGCGGGGGUUGGCCAGUCCGCCCGGCAGAGGGUUUGGGGAACAGUGGGAAAAAAAAUCAUGCUCGGAGCUGAAAGGAGUUAGUUUAUCAUCUUGGAUUAUGUGCAUCUGAGACUUCCCAAUUGUGAAUCCUCCUGAGAUCUCUUAGCAUCUCCUGAAGCCAGGGCUUGCAGCCAGCUUCUUCAAAAUGUCUGCUGAAGUAGAAAGCAACAUAACCAAUGGUCAGCCUGAUCAACAGGCAACCCCCAAAUCAUCAUCAAAGAAAGAAAAAAAGAAAGGAACAGAAAAGACAGAUGAGUAUCUCUUGGCCAGGUUCAAAGGUGAUGGAGUAAAAUACAAGGCCAAACUAAUUGGUAUUGACGAUGUGCCAGAAGCAAGAGGGGAUAAAAUGUGUCAAGACUCUAUGAUGAAGUUGAAGGGAAUGUCAGUAGCUGCUCGGUCUCAGGGACAGCACAAACAGAAGAUCUGGCUGAACAUUUCUCUCUCUGGAAUUAAAAUAAUUGAUGAGAAAACUGGGGUGAUUGAGCACGAACAUCCCGUAAACAAGAUAUCUUUCAUUGCCCGAGACGUGACAGACAAUAGGGCUUUUGGCUAUGUAUGUGGAGGAGAAGGACAGCAUCAGUUUUUUGCCGUAAAAACAGCUCAGCAGGCAGAACCAUUAGUAGUUGAUCUUAAAGAUCUUUUUCAAGUCAUCUAUAAUGUCAAGAAAAAGGAAGAGGAAGAUAAGAAAAAGACUGCAGAAGCCAACAGGGCGACUGAGAAUGGGAAUAAAGACCUUCUGACACUUCAUGAUCCAGUUAGCAGAAUGAGACUGGGUGUUGACCAGAUGGAUUUGUUUGGGGACAUGUCCACACCUCCUGACCUAAAUAGUCCAACAGAAAGCAAAGAUAUCCUGUUAGUGGAUCUAAACUCUGAAAUCGGCACCAAUCAGAAUUCUCUAAGAGAAAAUCCCUUCUUAACCAAUGGCAUCACCUCCUGCUCGCUUCCUCGACCAAAGCCGCAGACACCUUUCUUGCCUGAAAAUGCUUUUUCUGCCAAUCUCAACUUCUUUCCCACCCCUAAUCCUGACCCUUUCCGUGAUGAUCCUUUCACGCAAGCAAACCAAUCGACACCCUCUUCAUUUCAUUCUGUCAAACCUCGCGAUCAGAAGAAAGAGAGUCUGAAUAGUUUCUUACCGAUUCCACUGAGUAAUGGGUCUCUGAAUGGCGAUUUUGAUUACUUUGGGCAACAGUUUGACCAGAUUUCUAAUCGAACUGGGAAACAGGAGGCUCAGGCAGGCCAGUGGCUUGCAAAUUUGCAAAUUCAGCCAACAAUCAGAACUCAAAAUGGGGUACCUGAAAGAGAACAAAAUGGCUUUCUUGUCACAUCUUCCCCCAAUUUUUUUAUGGGAACCCCUUCCAAAGGACUGUCACUACCCAACGGAAUAAAGCAGGACACAGAAAACUCUGCCCAGUACUCACCACAUGACUCCAUAACAAUUAUCCCACCUCCACAAAGUACCAAACCUGGAAGAGGCAGAAGGACUGCUAAGUCUCCAUUGAAUGAUAUAUUUGGGUCAGAUCUUUUUGCCACUCCUACUACAGAAUCCCCAGGUCAGACUUCACCAACAGGACAACCUCCAGUCUUGCAGAAUAAUCCUAUGGACCUCUUCAACAGUAAUGCUCCCUCCUCAGCGGGUUCCCUGGCUGGUCUAGGUGGCUUACCAGUAACAGCACCUCAGACAGCAUCAUGGAACCCACCAUCAUUAGUUUUCAACCAGUCCACCUCAGUGCCCAUAAUGAGUUCUCAGCCUUCAGGAUUCAGUCAGCCUCUCACCUUUAGUACAAACCCACCAGCCUCAGGCUGGGAUCAGCCAACAUCCUUUGGAGCCCCAACAUCAUCCUCACCCCCUCCUCUCUGGGGCUCUACCACAAAUGCGCCAGCUAAUACAUGGCCAUCACAAGCCUCUAUGGGGAACCCUUUUCAGAGUAACAUAUUCCCAACAUCUGCCACACCUGGCCAACAAUCAUCUGUGCUUAUCUCAGGCUCACCACCUCAGCCUCCUCCCAGAACUGUCCCACAAAGGGAUAUCUCUUGUGAUGCUUUCACUGCCUUAGACCCACUUGGAGAUAAAGAAAUCAAAGAAGUGAAAGAAAUGUUUAAGGACAUCCAGUUGAAGCAGCGACCAGCAGUGCCAGCAAGGAAAGGAGAGCAAGCAUCCUCUGGGCCUUUCGGAGCCUUCUCCAGUUACUUCACUAGCAAAGUUGGAAUUCCACAAGAGAGUGCAGAGAGUGAUGAUUUAGAUGCUAAUCAGUUGUUGGCCAAGAUAAAUGAAGCACCAAAGCCAAUUCCCAGGCAAAGCACCCCAUUAGCAUCCAAGCCAGUGGAAAGCUCAUUUGAGAACCUUUUUGCAAAAGAUCCUUUCCAUUCUCCAUCGCAAGCACCCACUGUGUCUCCUCAGCCAACAUCUCAUCUAUAUGGGGAUCCUUUUGGAAAUCGGUUUGCAUAACUUCUGAUUUUGGUGCAUUCCGUAUCAAGAUGGCCACAUUUGCCAAGGACAAAGCUACUAGUGCUCCAGCUUCAACAUUCAUUACCUUUUGCCUAAUUCCUUGAUGACUUUUUUUUUACUUAUAGAGAUAUCUUUUCACUUUUUGCCCAGACAUAAAGCUAAGCUUCAAAGCUGUGGCUUGAAACAUAAGAUAUAAGAAUAUGACCUUCCAAAUCUUAAAACAAAUGAAGUCAAAAGAAUUUCUCCAAUGUGGAAGGGAUUGGGGGAGGGGGAGGAGGAGAAUGUGUCUACUGGAGACCCUAUCACUUUCCUUUCUCAAAAUACUUGACAUCUCUCAAAGAACAAAUGUUAAAUUAUAUCAUCUAAAAACACACUCCUUCCAGAACUCUUGCUCUGCUAACAAGUUUUGAAGUUACUUUUAUUUAACAAGUUUAGAAUUUGUGUGGAGGUCUGCUCCCCCCACUUUUUUUUUUUUUUUUGGCAAGGCUUACAAACUUAAAAAUUCAUGAUUGUAAAAGGACUGGGCAUUUAUUUUUAAAAAAAAUGAGACAAAAUCUUACUUUCUCCUCUCCCCUUCCAUCUCCAGUGAUGUAAUCUAAAGGAAAUCCUUCAACCAUUCAUAGAUAUUUGUUGUCACAUUACAUAUCUCCAGACCUCACUUUUCAAAGGAUGAAAACCCUUUUUGAAGCUCGCUUUUGGGAAAUUCUGCCUGAUCUUAUUAUAGGACUGACUUUGGGUUUUUUUGUUUGUUUGUUUUUUACUUUGAUGGUAAAAACUAAAGCAAAUUGUCAGUAAGCAUAUUGAGGGGAGAGUAACAUUUUUUCUCUCCUACUCCUAAAACAUUCACUAUAUGAUCUAAUUCUUCAAAUUUCCCUUACUUUGACCCUAUAUUUUCCCCUUUUUAUAGAACUGGCAAGAUUCUCUUGGUUUAUGAGAAAAUAAUCUCUUUACCAAACCACAGGUCUGACAUUGUUUUGAGACCUUUUGAUUAAAAGAGGGUAUAGUCACAUAAUCAGAGUUACUCAACUAGAGGACACAUACUUCUUUUUCCUUAAGUGAAUAUGAGGCCACAAACUUGAAUUUAGGUUCCAAAAUCCAGAUCUCUUGAUAACAUUUUUCAGUGAGACUGCUAAAAGUCUACUCAUCAUGGAAAUAAUUGUACUUAAAAGAUCAGUCUAUUAUUAAAUGAAAUGAUUGGUCCAAAUGCUUCUGGAGUUUUAAGUGGUUACAUUGGACCCUUUAAAGUAACUAGGGAAUUUUCUUCAAACAAUGACUAGGGGUUGAUAAAGAAAAAAAAAAUGCAUGAAAGAUGUCCAGAAUCUGAAGUUAUUGGUUAUAACUAUGACCAUAAUGACCUUUUUUUCCUCUCCUUUUGAAAAACCAAAAACAAACUUGAACACUUUCCCAGUAUAUUUUAUCUCUCUAUUUUUAGCACAAUUAUGGGAGUGAAUUUUUGCCAAAAUGAAUUUUGUAUUUCGUGUGUAUUAUUGUUAUUGCUUGUCUUUGACCCUUAACUCUCAGGUUCUUGUGGGUGUUAAACAUCCACAUUCAAUGUUAAUUUUGGGUGGAGGAAAAGGAUACCUGCCUGCAGUGUCAACCAAGUGGUAGACUCAUGCACUUCUUUUGAUUUACCCCUAAACCCUAAAUAAUUGUGUCUAAGGUAAAGUUAUGGUGACUUAUCUAAUGGUAGUAUCUGAUUAAUGUAUAGGCUUAACCUUUCUGUCUGGCUUUCUGCUCAACCAUUUAUAAAUAUGAACUUGAAAUAGUAUUUUAAUGCCCAAAUACCUAAACUUGUGCUAAAACUGGAGACAAUUAUUUGUAGGUAACUGGGAUUUUUGAAAGUAAUUUCUUGAAACUGAAUUUCAGCCACACAUGUCCUGUACAGAUCUAUUUUUUUUCUCCUGUGCACUUUUCUGUAAUGCAAAUAAAGCUAUGAAUUUACUCCUUCUCAAUAAACUGGAAAUAUAGAAUCAA